This is a messenger RNA of Aspergillus pseudonomiae, 1911 nucleotides long. Its product is annotated as putative isoamyl alcohol oxidase. The transcript has 3 exons. Gene Ontology annotation, molecular function: oxidoreductase activity; FAD binding. The coding region runs from base 82 to 1776 and encodes 564 amino acids. The record is from RefSeq and is a predicted model, not a curated record. Lineage: Eukaryota; Fungi; Ascomycota; Eurotiomycetes; Eurotiales; Aspergillaceae.
GGUCCGAGCCGUUGCGACCGUGAGAUUUUUGUAUUCGGUGUAAAUCCUUCCCUUGCUUCCGCAUUCUCUCCCCACGCAACCAUGAAGGGCUCCUGGAUGUUGGCCGCCGCCACGGCGGCGCUCACUUCAACUGCGUUUGCGGAUUGCAACUGCCACUGCCUCCCUGGCGACAGCUGCUGGCCCUCCACGUCGUCCUGGGAAUCGCUCAACACCACGGUCGGUGGUCGCUUGGUCGCAACCGUGCCUAUUGGAAGCCCCUGCCAUGAUCCCAACUACGAUGCCGCUGCUUGUGCGGCGUUGAAGUCCGACUGGACCACCCCACUGCCUCAUCUCGAGUCUUCGUCCUCGAUCAUGCAGACCUACUUUGCCAACCAGAGCUGCGACCCCUUCACUGCGGAGUCCCGGCCAUGUCUCCUGGGCAACUUCGUCAGCUACGCAGUCAACGUCUCGUCCAGCGACGAUGUCAUUGCCGCCGUGAAGUUUGCCAAGGAGAACAACAUCCGUUUCGUUAUCAAGAACACUGGUCAUGACUAUAUGGGCCGCUCGACCGGCGCUGGCGCCCUCUCCGUGUGGACGCACCAUCUGAAUGACAUUGAAUACAAGGAUUGGUCGGAUUCGUACUACCAGGGUCCCGCAUUCCAGGUUGCCGCCGGUGUGAUGGGAUACCAGAUCCUCAACGCCGCCCAUGCGAAAGGGCUGGCCGUUGUGACCGGCGAGUGCCCGACGGUCGGCCUCGCUGGUGGCUAUAUCCAGGGUGGUGGUCACUCGGCCCUGAGCACCAAGUUCGGCCUGGGAGCCGACAACACGCUGGCCUUCGAGGUUGUCACCGCCGACGGCCAGCUGGUCACGGCCUCUCGCACCCAGAACUCCGAUCUUUACUGGGCUCUGAGCGGCGGUGGUGCUGGCAACUACGGUGUGGUCAUGUCCGUCACCGUCAAGGCUCACCCUGACGCCAAGAUCUCCGGUGCUGGCCUCCAGUUCGCAGCCACGGCCAACAACACCGAGGCCUUCUGGGAGGCUGUCGCCAAGUUCCACACCCUGCUGCCCGAGAUGACCGAUCAGGGCGUGACGGUGAUCUACCAGAUGGUGUCGGGCAUCUUUGCCAUCAACCCCUUGACCGCGUACAACAAGACCGCCGACGACGUCAAGUCCAUCCUGGCACCCUUCACCACCGCCCUCACGGACCUCGGCAUCACCUACAAGGUCUCCUACACCGAGUAUGACACCUACUACGACCACUACAACAAGUACAUGGGCCCUCUGCCCUACGGCAACCUGGCGGUCGCCACGUACCAAUACGGCGGCCGUCUGAUCCCGCGUGACGUGCUCGAGAACAACCCCAGCGGCAUGGCCUCCGUGCUGCGCAACCUGACCAGCCACGGCGUCGUCGCCGUCGGCGUGGGCAUGAACGUCUCGCAGCCGGGCAACGUCUCCAAUGCCAUCUUCCCGGCGCUGCGCAACGCCGCCGUGACCAUGCAGAUCGGCACCAACUGGAACGAGACCGCGCCGUGGUCCCAGAUGGUCGCGGACCAGUACAAGAUCACCAACGAGUACGUGCCCCAGCUCGAGGCCGUCACCCCGGGCAGCGGCUGCUACCAGAACGAGGGCGACUUCCGUCAGCCCAACUGGAAGGAUACUUUCUUCGGCAGCAACUACUCCCCCCUGCUCACCGUCAAGUCGAAGUGGGAUCCCACCAACUUCUUCUACGUCCUCAAGGGUGUCGGCAGUGAUGCCUGGACUGUGUCCGAGUCGGGCCGGAUGUGCCGCGCUCAGUAAUUGCUUCCCGGCGUUGUUUUCCUUUAAAUAAAUAUAUAGACUGAUAGACUGUGAUCUUUCUUUGAUACCUUGUGAUAUAAAAAAGUAAGUUUCUAAUAUACUACGAGAAUUAAUGAACAUAUCUUGCUAUAAUCC